This is a messenger RNA of Ornithodoros turicata, 3193 nucleotides long. RefSeq names its product limb region 1 protein homolog. The transcript is spliced from 16 exons. Gene Ontology annotation, cellular component: plasma membrane. NCBI's taxonomy places the organism in Eukaryota, Metazoa, Arthropoda, Arachnida, Ixodida, Argasidae. Gene Ontology annotation, molecular function: transmembrane signaling receptor activity. Gene Ontology annotation, biological process: signal transduction. The coding region runs from base 117 to 1631 and encodes 504 amino acids. The record is from RefSeq and is a predicted model, not a curated record.
CCGGCAUCACGAUAUUUGUCAGUGUUCAAGUGUGGGAGCAGAAGGAAAUGUACACAUUUUGCGUUCAAAUUGUGCAAAAAUUCCACAUGCUGGUGAUUUUAGAAAGAAGCUAGGACAUGGACGAGGACCCUGAGACUCGCGAGCGUGUGUUUCACAAUGCAAUUCGAGAGCUGCUGAUUCACUUCCUGUUCUUCCUAGUCCUUUAUGUGUUUGCGUUUCUGCUAAUUUCAAAGUUCAAGAAAAAGAAAGAAUACUAUUUUGAUGAUGAUGAAGAUGCAGUCGUCUACCGUGUAUCGUUGUGGAUGUGCUAUUUCAGUCUGGCUGUUUCUUUGGGAGCAGCGUUAUUGCUUCCUGUGUCCAUCAUUAGCAAUGAGGUGUUGUUGCUUUACCCUACAAGUUUCUACAUUCAGUGGCUGAACAGCUCACUUAUUCACGGACUUUGGAAUGAAAUUUUCCUGUUUUCCAACAUUUCCAUCUUCAUCCUGUUGCCAUUUGCCUACUUUUUCACAGAGUCAGAGGGUCUGCCCGGUUCCAAAAAGGGCCUCUUGUCACGACUCUACGAGACGUUCCUUAUGUUCAUGCUUGUGGCAGCAUUGUUGUUUGGUUUGACCUUCAUCAUCUCAGCACUUUUGGACUAUGGGCAUUCAAGAAUGCAGUCAUUAUUCACUCUCUGGGGUGGGUACCUUCCAUUUUUGUACUCCUGCCUCUCCUGUUUCGGAGCGCUUCUCCUCCUGACGCAAUUUUGCACUGCUGUAUGUACGCCAGUUGGAUUUGCCAGGCUGUUCACUGUUAUUGGAGAGCUUGUGGUCAAGCCCAGGUUUCUGAGAGACAUACAGGAAGAGUAUUAUUGUACACUGAUGGAGGAAGAGGAUCUCAGAAGGAAACUGAAGCUUAUAUCACAUGAGUACCAGAUACGACCAGCAUAUACAAAUGGAACCAAUGGUACCGCCUCAGCAGUCCUCAGGCUCCAGCAGUUGGAAAAGAGGAGAAAAGAACUCGGAUUGCAGCAGUCUGUUUCUUCGUGGAGAAGGAACCUGGGGUACCCAAUCGUGAUGUUACUUCUUCUUAGCCUCACUUGCAUAUCUUUGCUCAUGGUGCUUCAUAACACAUUAGUGCUGUUGAUAGGGAUAAAAGCACUGCCUGUUUCUUCGCAGGUACGGCAAUUCUCUUUGGGAAUAAGCUCACUGUCUGCACUGGGAGUGGUUGGCUCAUCGAUAGAGAUUGUCCUCAUUCUGUACCUGUGGCUUGCCUCUGUAGUUGGUUUCUACUCCCUCCCUGGCUUUCGCAGUCUGUGCCCCAAACCUCAUUCUGCCACACUGACCCAAGUUAUUGGGAACUGUGCCAUCCUCCUCAUCUUGAGCUCAGCCUUGCCCGUCAUUUCAAGAACACUAGGUAUCACAAACUUCGACCUUCUGGGGGACUUUGGCCGCAUCGAGUGGUUGGGCAUCUUUCCAAUCAUCCUAACUUACAAUGUGAUGUUUGCUGCUGCAGCAUCACUUAGCCUUACCACUAAGUUUACAGCUGCCAUGAGAGAUGAACUCCUUGGGAGGCUCCGUGCAGUUGGCCGGGGUUCCUGGUCUUCGGUAAUAGGAAAUCCCAAAGGACAGCUAUCAAUGUGCAAAGAGGACUGAAGGCUUUUGGCCACUUGUUCUGUUUUUUUUUUGUUUUUUUUUGAGUAAUUGAAAACAAACUUUGAAGGUUAUGAUGUAAUGUGAAGAGCAAUAGCAGUCAAUGAGGUUGCCACUUCCAUGUAAGCUAUAAAUCUGUACAGGUUGCAUACAUGUUGAGCAUGCAUGUGGUAUGUGUUGCUCUCAAAAACAUUGCAACUAAUAGUGCACCUUCUAUUGCAUUUGCGUGCCUUCUUUUUGUCAGUCAUUAGUUCCUGCUCAGCUGAUACAACAAGUGUCCCUUCAGAGAACUACUUGAAAGAAAAAGAGCUUUUGACCGUAUAAUACCUUCGGGAAAACGUGAGGGCAUGCACUGUUUUUCAGUCUACUCACUAGUGCUCGUAGCACCCACAGUAGUGCUUUGUGAACAGCCAGGUAGGAUGCCUUCUAGAUUUGCAGUGGGUCCGUAGGGUAAGUAAGGACACUAAGAGUUUCUGCAUGUACCUUCCUUUCAAGAAUGUAAGAAAACACAAAUGGCAUUAGCAUGAGGGCACUUACUGGUUCAGCUAAUGGGCAAUCACAUUUUUUGGGACUGAUGAAUAGAAGCAUGUGGGUGGUAGAAGUGAGUAUCCACAGGCUGCUGUGAUGUUUUACAUGGAGUGACUUUUGCUGCAUAAGUCUUCCAGAAGCGAAGUGCCCAAGUAGUGCUGAGUGUACAGUAAUAAGAGUCUGAAGAAGAACAAAUGGAGCAAAGAAGCUACCAUACUGGCCUACAAUCUCUAGUAUGCGCUUAAUACAACCUGCGUUAAUAGUGCACAACACCUGAACAGCCCAUUCUGGCACUUGAGUACAUCCUCAAGAGUGACAUCAUGUGUUAGAUUAUCUGCCCCAACUUGAAUAGCACUAAGGUUGAAGGUCCAAGUGCCAGUCAUAAUAUGAUAUCACAAUAUAUCUCUAAUAUGUGUGUAUCGUGAAAUUGCUCAAGACAAGAACAGUGUAGGAGUUUUUAAACCAGAAAUGAAGUGUACAUGAGAAACCAUAAGCUAGACUUCUGGUUAGCAUCCGUGAGCAUAAUCGUACGUCAUGGCAAUGUCGAACGUGAUUGUGUGCAUUCUGUGAGAUGCUGAAUUUUCCUUUGUGUUUGCGUUUGAACAAAGAUCUGGAAGGUGCAGUCCGCUACGACUGUUCUCCAUUUUAUUUCCUGUGAUAUGUUUCUACACUUGCGCAUAGAAACAGUUCAAGUCUGCUCAUGCAAACUUGAUUCCACACGUGCUGUAAUGCGAAAUUUACAGUAACUGCAACUAUCGUGACGCCAUGUUACGGUAGGGUGUUCUUUAUUGCUACAAUGUUUCUUUUACCAAGUCUACUCACUUCCGAUUUUUGUCCCAAACUGUUUUUAUUUUUCAUCUUCUGUUGUCAGUGUUUGCUGGCACUGUGACAACAUGGUCAUGUAGAAAAAUGUACAUCUGGCUAUUUAAAACUUUAAGUGAUUUAAACCCUACUCGUUCUGCAUAAUAUUUACAUCGUGUACAGCGCACAUUUCUUGCAUUGCAGAGUAAUGCGCAAUUAAAAUCAUUAUGCCGACA